Ogataea polymorpha is the source of this 2734-nucleotide messenger RNA. RefSeq lists its product as uncharacterized. The record is from RefSeq and is a predicted model, not a curated record. Gene Ontology annotation, molecular function: protein-cysteine S-palmitoyltransferase activity. Lineage: Eukaryota; Fungi; Ascomycota; Pichiomycetes; Pichiales; Pichiaceae. Bases 1 to 1020 code for a protein of 339 amino acids. Gene Ontology annotation, cellular component: endoplasmic reticulum; Golgi apparatus. The transcript has a single exon. Gene Ontology annotation, biological process: protein targeting to membrane; peptidyl-L-cysteine S-palmitoylation.
AUGACCUUAAGCAAAAGUAAAAUUUGGCAGGCUGCUGAGCUCAAGCCAGUCGAGUUUCCGUUGAAAAGAGCGCUGUUUUCCAAUUGGUUUGUCACCUGGACAUCGCCGGAGAAUCCAGCCUACAAUUACCAAGCGUAUACCGAAUCUCGAUAUUAUCUCUUUGGAGGCAGAUUGCGCGGUCUGAGACUUGUUAAGUUAAAGCAAUACGUCUCAUUGAUUACCACCAUAGUACUUCACGUUGUAUCCUUGCCGUUGUAUAUUAUCUUUGAGGCGAGAUACGCAUGGACCCAUAUUUCACCCGCUAUCAUUUUUAUCUUCUGCUACCUUUGGUGCCUAUCAGCUUCGUGUCUUAUUCGGGCAACUUUUCAAGACCCUGGAUUACUUCCGCGGAAUGUUCAUCUGGUAGAUAACGUUGUCCGCAAUGGGUUGCCCAUCGAGUACAUUAACAGUCAACUGGUGGAUGGACCAAAAUCAAAGGUGGAGCUAAAAUACUGCACAACAUGCUACAUUUGGAGACCUGUACGUUCGUCGCAUUGUUCCAUGUGUAAUGCUUGCAUCCUGAAUAUGGACCACCACUGUCCUUUCCUGGCCAAUUGCAUAGGACAGAGAAAUUACUGGCAUUUUCUAUGCUAUUUAACAUUUACUAUCCUGCUCUGUGCAUUUGUAUGCGCACAGACGGCUUAUAGAAUCUCAAGGCAGGAUAUAGCUGACACCCCAAUGAGCCUCUUUUUACUCAUAUACGCAGCGCUGUGUAUCAUGUUUCCCGCAUCACUGUUAUUUACCCAUUUGUGCUUUGGUUUGACAGGCAUCACCACCAGAGAGUAUUUGGCAACAGACAGAGUAGAGGGUCAUUUCUUCUUGAAAGAUGUGUGUCUAAAUCCAUUCAAUUCGGGGAAUCUAAUUGCAAACUGGCUGCGGCAGUGGCUGCGUCCCCGCGGUUUAAGCACGCUUCCGUUGCGUCAGCAGUUUACCGAGACCGAUACCAGAUUCCAGGAGUACGUUAUCGGCUCGCUGACGUAAGCAUAGAAAUUGGGAGUAAAAACUGACACUACCGAUACGGCUUUUCUUUUUUUCGACCGUUCCGGUUUUCACCGCCACCAAAAAUUUUUAUUUCAAAAGAGGUAUUUAACUCACUCGCCAGUCUCUUGAUAUCGUCAUGAAGGUCUUCAAUUCUACGCAAUUUUACAACUACUCGUGGGAUUAUGUAAGCGCUGCCAACUGGUGCAAGUACCCAAACGAGCUGAGUACUCAUGUUGUGGGCGUUGAUGUGCUUCGUCGGGAAUUUGAUCCGGACAAGGGCACUUUGACCACAGAACGCCUUAUCACAUGCAAACAACCUAUUCCACGCUGGCUGAUGUUUCUUGUUGGCGGACAAGACAAGUCGUAUGUGAGGGAGGUGUCCGUGAUUGACCGAAACCAGCGGACCCUGACCAUGCGGUCUUGCAACCUAACCAUGUGCAAACUUUUGAGAGUCUACGAGACAGUGGUUUACAGGCCAGACCCCGUGUCCCCGGUUUCGCGUACGCGGUUUGAUCAGGUGGCCGAAAUCACUGCCUUUGCCUCUUUGCGCCAGCUUUGUGACAAGUUGGAGGAUUGGUCGGUUGAGCGGUUUGGCCAGAACGCGCGCAAAGGAAAGCUUGGAUUCGAUUCAGUCUUGAAAAACCUGGAGAAACAGUGGCAUGGAAUUGCCGAUAAAACGCAGGUUUUACUUGAUGAGGUGAACGAAAAAACAAACGAUGUCAUGUCCGGAGUCAACGAGAAAACCGGGGCUUUGGCGAAAGUAUUCGGAUCCAGAAAUUAGAAUUGAUAGAGCGCAUGCAUAGCAUAUAAACGAUUCGACUUACUAUAACGUAGUGAUCUUAGCCUUUCUUAGUUGUCUCAUGUCGGGCGGUUUCUCUAUGCCGAGCUCGUGUCUAAGCUGGUCCACAUCGCGAUCCAGGAUGUUUUCCCAAUAGACGUUGAUGAGCGGUUUACAGGUGAAACUGUUUUUCAGGGCCCAGGGGUAGUAUAUGUUAAAUAGGCGGCUCCGCUGGGAUUUUUUGAUAGGAAUUGGGGCAAAAAGAGCACCCAAUCCUGCAAACGGGAUCUUGAGGUUGAGGAAUUCAAAUAAUUUCAAUGCAAUCUCUCCUUCUCUGACAAUAGGCAGUCCCGUAAUUGCAUGGUAGAAAUCGUGGCAUUGGCGGUACCUUUGGAAAAUGAAUGCUAGUUCCUCGUCAUCAAUAAACCGGACAGGCUCUCUGGUGUCUGGGGACACCCCUUCCUUCUCAAGCCAGUCAACAUAGGCUCUUGCCAGUGUGUUAUCCGGAUACUGCUUGAGCUUGGCAAGAUUCAACGACUCAGAGGUUAUGUAAGGGCGUUCUUUGAGAAUUUGACGGCCAACGGGAUCGUUCAGCAUUUGCACUUUGAGCUGCUUGAGAAAGUAUGGGAAUGCAGUAGACUCUCCCAGAGCAACAAUAAACUCGUUUCUCUCGGGAUGCAAAUAGGCACCAAUUGCAGAGCCAACAAACAGUAGAGCUUUUUCAAAGCCGUACAGCGGCACAUGCUGUGGAUAAUUGGGCUCAGGCCGGACAAACAGUGGGGCCUUCUUCCUGGCCAAUAAUUCGUCAUGGUUUGGACCUCGGUGGAUUUCGCCACGCUCCAGCUGAUCGGCUAAAGACGUGCUCUUGUAAAGCUGAGAUGCCGCCGUGAAUGCCAGUGUGAAGAACUGGCGCGAAGGUGCCACCUGGGGUUUAAC